CCUGCUUUUGUUCAAUCUUACAUUUAUUUGACUAUGAAACUUACACCUCCUUAGUGCAAUCUAAGAUUUAAUUGUCAAUUUUAUUAAUAUAAAUAUAUAUAUUUUUAAACAUGUCUUUAAACUAAUUUUCUUUGGUAUUUUACUUUUUUUAAAUUGUAUUUUCAGUAUCAGUAUUUUUUACAAUUUUGAAUAUAUUUAUUUCUUUUUCUUUUCGGGAGGGGGUAAUCUAAACUGCAGUUUACUAUGUUUUGUUAAAAUAAAGACAUUUUUUUGGAAUAAAUAUUUCUUUAUGAAGAACAAGGCCUAUUUAGUCUGACAUCAUUGUUGCAAUCAGGAUUAAACGUUAUGGCGCUUUUUGCGUUCCAUAGUUCCGGGCGGACUGGCUGACUCUGGGGCGGAAAAAUGAAAUUACAGCCAAACGGAACUCGUGAGCCGCAUGAGGCUCCAUCAUCUGUGUUUCAACGGAGAUCCGUGGAACUGAAGCGGUCACGAUUGGUGUUGCUCGGCGGCUCGACAAGAGAAAAAAAUUGCUGGGGGUUCGGAAAACCUAAGAUUCACAGAGAACAGGUACCAGGACUCGAGGAAUAGACCUGUUCCCAGGACCGCCCGGUUCCGUUCAGACUUAGAUCCAUCAUGGGAGCUUCAUUAGGGAUCCUCUCUUCCUGUAUGCCAUGCAUGUGCAGCAACGCCACCUGUCCGGUUUGCCGCUGCUGUCCCAGAGGCAGGAACUCCUCGGUCACCAGGGUCGUCUACGCCUUCAUCCUGCUGCUGGGCACGGUCGUCUCCUGCAUCAUGCUGUCGCCGGGGGUUGAUCAGCAGCUCAAAAGGAUUCCAGGUUUCUGUGAAGACGGAGCGAGCCCCCAUCUUCCCGUUCUCCAGGCCCACCUGCAGUGUGAGAUGCUUGUGGGUUAUAAAGCGGUGUACCGCGUCUGCUGCGGCAUGAGUUUGUGGUUUCUGGGGUUCUCCAUUCUUAUGGUUAACAUCAAGACCAGCAGGGACCUCCGUGCUUCAAUCCACAAUGGGUUUUGGUUCUUCAAGUUUGUUGCCUUGGUGGCCAUCACGGUCGGUGCCUUUAACAUUCCUGACGGGCCUUUCACCUACACGUGGUUUGUUGUAGGCUCCUGUGGAGCUUUCUUCUUCAUCCUGAUCCAGCUGGUGCUGCUGGUGGACUUUGCUCACUCUUGGAAUGAAUCCUGGAUGCAGAAGAUGGAGAGCGGCAGUUUCAGAGGCUGGUAUGCAGCUCUGCUGUCUGUCACCAUUCUGAACUACGGCCUGUCGCUGACUGCAGUCGUGCUUUUCUUUGUCUUCUACACCAAACCUGACCAGUGCUUCAUCAACAAGUUUUUCAUCUGCUUUAACUCGUUCUUGUGCAUCGUGGCCUCUCUAGUCUCUGUUCUGCGUAAAGUCCAGGAGUUUCAGCCGCGCUCAGGUCUGCUGCAGUCCUCCUUCAUCACCCUCUACACCAUGUUUCUGACCUGGUCUGCCAUGACCAACGAGCCUGACAGAGAAUGCAACCCCAGUUUGCUCAGCAUUAUCCAGCAGAUUGCCUCCCCGACACCCCCGCCUUUGGAAAUCGAGAACCAGACGGCCGUGGUGAUCCUCCUCACAGAGGAGCCCGUCCCGACGUCCCCGUAUCUGCAGUGGUGGGACGCUCAGAGCAUCGUUGGGCUCGUCAUAUUUGUUCUGUGCAUUCUGUACUCCAGCAUCCGAUCAUCCAACACAACCCAAGUCAACAAGCUGACCAUGGCCUCCAAAGACUCUGCCAUCCUGGCGGAGGGGGGAGGCAGCAGCGAGCUGUCUGACGAGUCCAUGUCUCUCCGACGGGUGGAGGACAACGAACGGGAAAUGGUCCAGUACAGCUACUCCUUCUUCCACUUCAUGCUCUUUCUGGCCUCACUCUACAUCAUGAUGAUCCUCACCAACUGGUACAGUCCAGACACAGACUACACGAUAACCAGCAAGUGGCCCACAGUGUGGGUGAAGAUCUCCUCCAGCUGGCUGUGUUUGGCCCUCUAUAUCUGGACCCUGGUGGCUCCCAUGAUCCUCACCAACCGGGACUUCACCUGAUCCCAGCUCCUGUUCAGAAAAAUAAACCAGACAAAUGUCACAUGCAUGUUUUUUUACACACAGACUGAACAUGGAUCAUUUUUGCUGGACAGGUCAAAGCUUUAAAUCUUCACUGGUGCCACAAAAGCUCUGUCGGGUUCAGCAUGGUGUCUUCAAACCUGCUGCUUUAAUUUUUUUCUUUUUUUUGUGUGUGUUUUCCUGUAAAUCAAUAAAAGUUCAAAACCAAAGAUUCAGAGACUUCCUCCUCAGCUCAUGUAUGUUCUGACCAAUCAGAGACCUGAUCUCCCAUGAGAGGUUUUCCCAAAGGCUCAGUGACUCAGACACCUGGUGUAUGAUAUAUGAUGCUUAUGCCAUAAUAUAAUAAUGAAAUUGGUCUAAGCCACUUUUGUUGUCAGAAAAUGCAUCUUUCUAGCAACAUUUUAUAUUUUUGGCUACUUCCUUCAGGGGUCACCACAGUAGAUCGCCCCAUGUUUUUCACAGGUGAUUUGGCUUCAAUGUUAUGAUGGAUUCCCUUUCCGACCCAAACUCGUGCAUUUAUUCGUAGUUGGCAUAUAUGGAAAUAUCUGACCACAGUAACUCUAUAGUAGUUCUAGAUCUCCCAUCCACACCCAACCCUGCCUUAACCUCCACAAUCAGACAAGAUUGGGUCUGUCCAUAGUGGAAUGAUCACAUUAUGCAGCAGCAUAAUUUACUUAUCAAUAUAACAACAAAAAUACAACUCAUUUUUAUAUCUAAAAAAAUCAUUUACAAAACUUUAAAAAAAUAAUCUUAAACUCUUUUGUAGAAAGGAUUGAUUCCCUAUAGAGGAGCUAACUUUUUACAAAAUUCUCAGAGCUUCACAGAAACUAUCAACAACUAUAAUGUCAUAAAAAUUGUGUAUUUUUUUAAUACUAGUAUUUUUUAUUUUAAUUUUGAUUAAAGUGAUGUAUAUGAGCAUAAUUGUAUGUAAUGAUGUCUGUUAAUUUUGCAAAUGCAAUUUUUGUUGAAUGUUUUCAAUCUUUGAAACAGGCCUUUGGAAGAAUCCAAUUAGUGUCCACAUAGAUGGGAACUAACAAAGAUCUUGAUAAGGAAAUAAACACUCAAAAGUG
Molecule: messenger RNA, 3155 nt
Organism: Oryzias melastigma (Indian medaka)
Lineage: Eukaryota; Metazoa; Chordata; Actinopteri; Beloniformes; Adrianichthyidae
Gene: serinc3
Product: serine incorporator 1
Exons: 10
Coding region: 634-2067 (477 amino acids)
Cellular component (GO): membrane
Source: RefSeq, a predicted model, not a curated record